AUGUCCCCAACCUCAGAUACAGACCCGGCCGGUCACGGGUCAUCAUCCUCACCAGCAUCAACCACCGCCACGCAGCAUCAUGCUGACGCAAUGUCGGAAAAAGCAGCAAAAACAUCGUCACAUGCUUAUACGCAAUCUCACCCCGACAUCCUCUCCACAGACAAGGAAAAGACACGGCACUCGGCCCUAUCACAACAUGAAGAUGAUACAGAUGUCGAAGCAUCUAUGUCCAAAGCUGGCAUGUCAUGCAAGACAGAGCACGAUCUCGGUCAGGCCGUAUUGAAAGCGCAAGGCGAAGAUGCACAGAUCUUCUUCCCAGAGGGCGGCUUCAAGGCUUGGCUCUGCGUCUUUGGUGGCUGGUGGUGCACCUUCAUCACCUUUGGCUAUCUCAACGCCUACGGUAUCUUCCAAGACUACUAUCAGCAGACCACCCUCUCGCAUAAAACUCAGAGCCAGAUUUCGUGGAUUGGUGCCUUUCAGUACUUUCUCAUGUUCGCUCCCGCCGUUGUCGCCGGCAGACUCUUCGAUCUGGGCUUCUUCCGCCCCCUGUUCGCGGUCGGCUGCGUGCUGCUCGUCUUCUCUCAGAUGAUGCUCAGUCUAUGCACCGACUACUAUCAACUCUUCCUCGCGCAAGGUCUCGGACUCGGCCUCGGUUUUGGUCUUGUGUUCAAUCUAGCCAUCAACUGCCCUGCUCAUUACUUCAAUCGUCGUCGUGGCCUAGCAUUGGGCCUUGUCGCUUCCGGCUCGUCGACCGGCGGUAUCGUCUUCCCAAUCUUGGUGCGAAGAUUGAUCCCAAUGAUCGGCUAUGCAUGGACGAUGCGAGUCGUCGGCUUCUUCGCUCUUUUCGCUACCACUCUUGCAUGGUUCUCGCUAUCUACCCGCCUGUCACCCUCGAUCGAUGUGCGCGACAAGUCCAAAGGUGGCUGGAAGCAAGUUCAAUGGUUCCAAUUCUCCGCUUUCCGUAAGCCAGCCUACACGUUUUUCGUGAUGGGCGCUUCCCUUCUCAUGUUUGGCCUCUACUUCCCUCUUUCCUACAUGGACGUCUGGUCAUCAACCAACAAUGUGCCCGCCAAUGGAUACUAUCUGCCCAUCCUCAACGCUGCUUCAUCCUUCGGCCGAAUCCUGCCUGGUCUCGUGGCAGACAAACUUGGCCGCAUCAAUACUGUCCUGCCUCAUCUUGCAGUCUCAGGGAUUCUCAUCUUCAUCUUUCCUCUGUGCACCAGUCUGGCUGGCCUGGUCACAUUUGCUAUUCUCUACGGUUUCACUUCGGGUUGCUACGUAUCACUUAUUCCUGCCUGCUCAUCUCAACUUGGCAGCACAAGCACUGUCGGCACGAGGAACGGCAUGAUGUUCUUCCUCAUGUCCUUUGGUGGUCUCUUCGGUCUGCCUAUCGCAGGUGCUAUUCUCGGAGACUUGACCAACCCCAACUGGUGGGGAACGGCAGCUUACUGUGGUGUCAUGGUCGUCCUUGGCACAUGUUGCAUCGCAGCCGCAAAAUGGUUCGCCACAGGUAGCAUCAAGGGCAAGAUUUGA
Messenger RNA from Ustilago hordei, 1533 nucleotides. RefSeq lists its product as uncharacterized. Lineage: Eukaryota; Fungi; Basidiomycota; Ustilaginomycetes; Ustilaginales; Ustilaginaceae. Gene Ontology annotation, cellular component: fungal-type vacuole membrane. Gene Ontology annotation, biological process: transmembrane transport. Gene Ontology annotation, molecular function: transmembrane transporter activity. The transcript has a single exon. The record is from RefSeq and is a predicted model, not a curated record. Bases 1 to 1533 code for a protein of 510 amino acids.